AAAAAUAAAUUGAAUAAGACAAAGAAAAAAAUUUAAUUAAUAAUAAUAUUUCAUAAAAAAAAGUAAAUAAGCCCAAUAACAUACAUUUAACAAAUCUCCUUAAGAAAAAAUAGUUAAUUAUUAACAAAGCGUAAAAUAAAAGACAUGGGAAAUUGCAACUUCAGAUAGCCUGAUUAAGAAGAUACAACAACUGCCAUUUCGAUAAAUAACUUUGAUCUUAGGUUCGUUAUUGGAAGAGGAGGUUUUGGAAAGGUUUGGAGAGUUGAAAAUAAGAAAACAAAAUAGAUUUAUGCGCUUAAGGAAAUGUGUAAAGCAAAGGUCAUAUCUAAAAGAAGUGUCAAUUCCGUCAUGAAUGAGAGACAACUCCUAGCAAGUUUGCAUCAUGCAUUUCUGAUUAAUAUGGUUUAUGCUUUUUAAGACAGAUAAAACUUGUAUUUAGUUAUGGAUUUAUUGACUGGAGGAGAUUUGCGUUUCCACAUUUCAAGACAUCGUAGAUUUUCAGAGGAAUAAACAAAAUUUUUCUCUGCUUGUAUUAUUGUUGGCUUAGAGUAUUUACAUUAGAAUGGAAUAUUGCAUAGAGAUAUUAAACCAGAAAAUUUGGUAUUUGAUAAUAAAGGGUAUAUAAGAAUUACAGAUUUAGGUAUUGCAAGAAUUUGGAAACCAGAUAACUCCUCAGAUACUAGUGGUACUCCAGGAUAUAUGGCUCCAGAAGUAAUGUGCAGGCACAAUCAUGGUGUUGCUGUAGAUUACUAUGCACUUGGUAUUAUCGUUUAUGAAUGCAUGAUGGGUAGAAGACCAUAUGUUGGAAAAACAAGAUAAGAAAUUAGAGAUCAAAUUUUAGCCAAGCAAGUUCAAAUUAAAAAAGCAGAUGUACCUGAAGGCUGGAGCUUAGAAGCAGCUGAUUUUGCAAAUAGACUUAUUUAAAGAAAACCUGCCAAUAGACUUGGAUUAAAUGGACCAGAUGAAGUUAAAAACCAUGUUUGGUUCAAAGAUUUCCCCUGGUAAAAGCUACUUAACAAAGAGUUGAUUUCUCCUUAUAUCCCAAAUCAAAAAGAAGAAAACUAUCAUGUAUAGGAUAAUAGAAAAGAUAGCAAUGAAGACUUAAAUGGCCAAAAUGCUAUUUUGCUAAAAAGAAACUCUAUUCAAGAUUUAUUUUCUGGAUAUAACUUCGAUAGUACUCAUAACCCUCCUCAAUAACUGAUGAUGAUGAACAGUCCUAAUGUCAGUAAAAGAUUUAAUUAAAGCUAAACAUAAAGUUAAAGAGCUACUCCUGAUAUCCCAUCAACAGCAUCUAACCACUCACGUAAAGUUUCGCAAAUGGGAUCUCAGCUACAAAAUGAAGUCCCUAACUCUUAGUAGAAUCUACCUAAUGGAUACCAAAAUAGUUAUAUGGGUAAUCAAUCUUACCAAAAUUAGAUUGAUCAAACAGCUUCCCAAUCUUACUAGUAAUAUUAAUAAUAGUUAGCUUAAUAAAAUCAAAUGAAUAAAUAAAAAUCUCUACGCUAAUCAUUUGCAUGA
Molecule: messenger RNA, 1518 nt
Organism: Tetrahymena thermophila SB210
Lineage: Eukaryota; Ciliophora; Oligohymenophorea; Hymenostomatida; Tetrahymenidae
Product: Serine/Threonine kinase domain protein
Exons: 11
Biological process (GO): peptidyl-serine phosphorylation; intracellular signal transduction
Molecular function (GO): protein serine/threonine kinase activity; ATP binding
Source: RefSeq, a predicted model, not a curated record